Epinephelus moara (kelp grouper) is the source of this 2181-nucleotide messenger RNA. Its product is annotated as tropomyosin-like. The record is from RefSeq and is a predicted model, not a curated record. NCBI's taxonomy places the organism in Eukaryota, Metazoa, Chordata, Actinopteri, Perciformes, Serranidae. The transcript has a single exon. Bases 1 to 1227 code for a protein of 408 amino acids.
AUGCAACGCAUCAAGGACCAGGACCAGGAAAUAAAUGAUCUCAAAACUGAAAUCAGAGAUAAAAGGAACGAGGAGACUGAGAUGAAAAUCCAGAUGACCGUUCUCAAGACUGAGAGAGACCACACCCUUGAGAAUCUGUUCAGGGCCCAGAGAGAAAUUGAUCUGCUGACUACAAGAGUUGAAAAACAGCAGCAGGAGAUCCAAGCCAGGACUUUGGAUCAGAAAAAAAUGGGCAGAGAGCUGGACCAGGUCAAGAAGGAUUGUGACUCUGUGCGCAACCAGCUGAUAGAGGUCAGUAGGAAACUGGAGAACACACAGGUGUUGCAGGACAGAUAUAAAGACAAUGUGAAACGGGACCUUAAGCUGGAGGAGAAGAAAUACAGGGUGAUCCUGACAGAGAAGGAGAGGUUAGAAAGAGAGCUGCAGCUCUCUACGCACCAGGUAUCGCAGCAGCAACAUACCAUCACUAUCCAGAAGGCUGCAAAAGACUCCUUAGAGCAGACAGUGAAAACACUCAGGGAGGAAGUUGAGUCCCUCACGCUGCACAACAGGGAGUCUGAGACUGAGAUUGAUGGACUGAGAGAGGCUUUCGAGAAGCUUCUUAGGCAGAAAAUUGUGUUGAUCACAGACAGAGCGAGGAGUGGAAAGCAAGUCUAUGAUUCCACCUUUCUGCUGUAUAAAUACAGGCAGUGCUACCAGAAAGAGCGCCGUGUGCAGCGCCAAGCAGCACUCGUUGUGAAACAGCGCGAAGAGAUCGAGGAGCUAAAGCUCGCGUUGGCACAGCGUCCGGAUAACGUGGUGGUGAAGCUGAUGAAGAGUCAGUGGGACAACAGAGAGCUCAAGAAGCAGCUCAUGGCAUUAAAGGGCGAAAAAGUCAAGUACGAGGUGACUUAUCAGCAUGCCAGGGAAGAAAACAAAAAGCUCACAGAGGGCCUGAGUGAGAUGAAGGUGGACGCUGGGCACAAGCCCAAAGCAGAGCACCAGAGUGAGCCUCCGCAAUUAUCGAGGCACACUCGGUUCCCUCUCUCUGCUGACAGGACCCCGUCUCAGUCUGAAGACAGGUCUGGUCGUGUGCCCGUCCUCCCUCCCCUCACCAAAACGACCCAGCCUUGUGUGAGAAAAUUGGUGCCGCGCCCACCUCCACCCUCAACUCCAAAGUCUACACCUGACUUGAAGUUGCGCGUCAGAAGAGUGCUCCCGCCUCAAGCAACACCUGUCCGUAAGUGAAUGUUUCCGACAACACAGUGACCCCUACAGGACAAAUUAACACCGGACACCAUGGAUGGCUCCUACAGUGCUCACUAAUUGACCCUUUGCUAAGUCCCGUCCCCGGACGCAGAUUGGCUUUAGCUUCUAAUAUCUUUGUAUUUUUAAGGUGUUGUUGCUGCUGAGUCAGUUUGACAUCCUGGAUAUAUCCUUCAAGCACAUUUUGUAGAUCCCUCUGUCUGCUUCUCUCUGGAAUCACGAUGUCAUUUUUCCAAAAACAUGAUAUCAUUUUUUCAGGGAGCGCAGUUAGUUACAGUGUGGGCUUGUUGGGACAUCACAAAGGGGCGUGGCUUAGCAAAAGGUCAAUUCUCUGCUUUUCCACUCAGGUUUUUCUGUGUGCAUUUUCAAUUUGUGCACCAAAAACCCUGAGUGCAAACGCACGUACAGAAAGAGUCCUGGCCUCAAAUCCAUCUGGCUGCUGUCUCUCCGUGUGGAGUUUGCAUGUUCUCCACUUGUUAGGUCGGGUUUUCUCCGGGAUGCUCCGGUUCGCCCGAUGACAUGCAGGUUAGGUAAUGGAGUAGCUGGGCUCAGCAGGUUAAGCAGGGCAUCUACUGACCCCCGGCUUCUCCUGGCACUGAACCCCCAGCUGUUCCAACACCUAACUUUAGUAAUAAUAAAAUAAUUGCAAUUGGAAUUACUGCCUUAUGGUUGUAUGUCUCCAUGCACAGUUUACAUCAAUGUCUGUGAAAACAUGAUGCUUCACACCCAUUGUUCCCAGACAGCACAGAAGAUCUAUACAGCAGAGUUUCAAGGUGGGCACUGAAGAUGUGUGUCACCAAUUAAAUAUCAGUUCCUAUGAUAUGACCUUGAGUAAUAGCCAGAAAAGUGUUUUAUGUAGAACAUUAUGAAGUCACAGUGAAGCUGACCUUUUGGAUAUUAAAUGUCAUCACUUCAUUAUUUUAUCUGCUUAAUUGU